AUGACUCGUCCAGCUGGUGCGAGUUUCGCCCAGUUUUUCCCUGACGCGCCCCGGGAACGCGAGAGGGCGAGAAUGAAAGCGCAGGAAUCCCCGUCGGCUCACCCUGGCGAAGCCAAUCAACAGCGCACCCCCCUCAACCCUUCGGCGUCUUCUCAUAGUGACGAAGGGCCUCGUACUGGCUUCGCAUCGAGAUCCCACCUCAAUGGCACCGGUCCUCAUACUGCACACCCUCCGACGGAAGACAUCGAGUCGCUCACCGGAGAUACGAUCAACACCGGCGGGUCGGCCAGCUCCCAUACCAGCGCAAGCUCCUCGGUCUUUAGUGCUGCGGCGCGGCCGAGCGCACCGGGCGCUGUGAAACUCCCACAUACCCAACCCACCCCGCCUACCGCCAUCACCUCACCGUCGUCAUACCUAUCUACAACUGUCCCUGCCAAGGCGCAGCCGACCACUCCUUGCCGUGCCGACGGAGUAGAGGGACCCGUACCGAUGCCUAGCGGAUCUGUCCCUGACGCCCCGGCUAUCGAACGCGUGCCUGCACGAGACCCCUCUCGCUCGAUCAAAUGCGUAAAGCGCACGUAUGAUCCUCUUCUGGAUACAUCGCUUUCCAGCUCCGAGAAGAGAAAGGCGAAACCGAUAUACAAAGAGUUUGGAUUGGACGACGAAGAUGACGCUCCCCCCUCAGAUCCCCGCCUAGCAAAAGGCGGUCGGCUCAACUACAUCAAUGUCGACUUCCACCUUCCGAAGGCCCGGUUGCGCCAUGCGCCCUACAAUCUCAAGCCGUACAAGUAUGAUCCGAAGACGUCUUGCGGGCCUGGGCCUCCCACCCAGAUCGUCGUCACCGGGUUCAACCCCCUGAUUGCGUUCUCCAAGGUUACUGCCAUCUUUGCCUCUUUUGGCGAGAUCGCCGAGAGCAGCAACAAGAUGCACCCAGACACCGGGAGUUACUUAGGUUUCGCUACCUUUCGUUAUCGGGAUUCGAAACCACACCGCUCACGUCCGUUCCCGAUCUCCGCUGCCGACGCAGCGCAGCGCGCCAUUCGAGCCAUGCACGGGAAGCGGAUAGAGGCCAACACAGUCCGUGUUGAGUACGAUCCAGAGGGCAAGAAGAGCUCCCGCAUGCUGGAGGAGGCCCUGAAGAAGGAAAAUGAGGCGUCGCACAAUGCGGCCGAGCCGAAGAUUCCCACGGGCCCAAAACCCAAAGACAUCAUUCCCGGCCCCCCUCCGACCGCGCCCAAGGGCCCUGCGGCGCACCGUGGUAGCCUAAUCAAUGUCCAGGGAGUCUGGGUGCCGAAGCCGAGGCUGGAUACAAUCAUCGAAACUGAACCCAUCGCGAAUCAACUCAAGCACGACCCGUACAUAUUCGUAGCCCACGAGCAUGUCCCCGUCAUGCCGACCACCAUCGCCCAUAUGAAGCGGCGUCUUAAAACGUUCAUGUUUGAGGACAUUCGGGCGGACAGGACGGGCUAUUAUAUUAUCUUUCGCGAUUCGGGAUUCGGCCGCUCCGAGGCCGAACGAUGCUUUCGGUCAGCGAAUCACACCACUUUCUUUACCUACACCAUGGUCAUGGACCUCCACGUCCACGGAACCCUCGGCAAGGCGUCACGUCCCGUCGAUACUCGGCGGCGUAGUCGCACCCCAGACCGGAGACACGGUGAGGACACCCGAUCGCGCGAGGAACAAGAGCGUCGCCGGCGGGAGGAAGAAGCGGACCUCGAGGAGGAGAAGCGACAGCGCGCCAAGAACUUUGACCCGGUGCUGGAGGCCACCGACGUGGUUCUGCGCGAGAUGAAGGAACAGCUGAUCAAACACAUCCGUACCAAGAUCGCGGCACCGGCGCUCUUCAACUUCCUCGACCCUGUCAAUCACAUAGCCAAGCGGCGCCAGCUAAACCUCGAAGACCCCCAGAACGCCGGACUUCCCCCUAUCUUGCUUGAUGACUUCGAGGACAGGUCUCCGGUUGGGACUCCGAAUUCCAGGGCAGAUCCCAUAGAACGGCGAACCGCCCGUCUCGACGUGUCCACCCUGCCUCGUAUCCGCAAGGUCAAGAAUGCCGGACUGAAUGCGCGAAAGCACGGCUUCAACGACCCAUUUGCGCGGAAUCGGCCCGCCGCCAGGCGCACAGCCUUCCGGUCUCUGCAUUACCGGCUGAGGAGCGACAGCGAGGGCGAGUCCGAUGAUGAGGCUGAGAAUACGACGCUGUUCGGCAGAGACACGGAAGAGCCCGAGUCUCGACCUCGGAGCCGGAUGAGCUCAGAUUUUGAGGCCGAAAAAGACGAGUUUGCAACCUGGGGACCUGGCGAGGAUGACUCCAUGACGGAGGCCAGCUUUGCGCUGGGUGAUGGCUCCGGGCUACCCAAGAAGCGGAAACUUGACCUUCAGGUCGAAACGGCCAUCAAACGGCAGAAGAAGACAGACGAGGAGCUGUUCGGAAUCACCAUUGACCGUAUCGAGACCGAGUUUCCGUCGAGGGAAGCCUCCGAAGACACCUUGGUUCGCGAUGCCGAGGCUGCUGAGGAGAAGGACACCGACGGCUCCCGAUUGCCGACACCUUUACCUCAAGGAGCCAAGGCCAGGAAGAAGGCGCCCGCCAAGCCCAAAAAGAAGUCCAAGAAGCAGCUCUUUGAGGAGAGGGAAGCCCUCAAACGGCAGCAGCAGGAGAUCUACGAGAGGGAAGCGGAGGCCCGGCGGUCGGAAGAUGUGGACGAGGCCAAACCGACGCCCGAGUCGGAGGCUGAGCUCAAGAAACCCGGAGCGGAAGAAGAGAAGGCAGAUCUGGACGAGAAUAUGUAUCCAUCAGAGAAAGUUUCGGCUCUCGAGCUUCCACAGGAUUUCCGGUUCGAUGUGGCAACGUUGGAGGAGCUGGCGCUCGGAGAGGCCGAUCAGCCAGAUCUUGCAAAGCUCCAAAAGAAGUUUGGUCGUGGGAAGCUCGAAGACCCUGAGCUGUGGUUGUGGAGGCGGAACCGCAUCCGGGAGCUGAACUCGGCUGACGGGACGUCGAAAAAUCCGGUUCGCAUUGAGGGCUACUAUGUCCCGAACCCCACUGGCUGCGCCCGAACCGAAGGAGUCAAGAAGAUUCUCAACUCGGAGAAGUCCAAGUACCUCCCCCAUCAUCUCAAAGUCAAGAAGGCCAGGGAGGAGCGUCAGGCGCAGAACGGCAAGAGCGCAAAAGAUUCUGUUCUGGCCGCGGCCGAGGCCGCCCGACUGGCAGCCGAGAGCCUUGUCGCCAAGGGCAACUCGCGCGCCAACCGUGCAAACAACCGCCGGUUCGUCGCCGACCUGAAUGACCAGAGAAAGACGCUCGGCCAGGAUUCGGACGUCUUGCGGUUCAACCAGCUCAAGAAGCGGAAGAAACCGGUCAAGUUCGCGCGAUCGGCGAUCCACAACUGGGGCCUAUACGCGAUGGAGAACAUCCCCAAGGACGACAUGAUCAUCGAGUACGUGGGUGAGGAGGUUCGGCAACAAAUCGCCGAGCUUCGGGAGCACAGGUACCUCAAGAGCGGCAUCGGCAGCAGUUAUCUCUUCCGAAUCGACGACAACACCGUCAUCGACGCGACCAAGAAGGGCGGCAUCGCGCGGUUUAUCAACCAUAGCUGCAUGCCCAACUGCACGGCCAAGAUCAUCAAGGUGGAAGGCAGCAAGCGGAUCGUCAUCUACGCGCUCCGAGACAUUGCGCAGAACGAGGAGUUGACGUACGACUACAAGUUCGAGCGCGAGCUUGGCAGUACAGACCGCAUCCCCUGCCUGUGCGGGACGGCCGCGUGCAAGGGCUUCCUCAACUGAGUGCCGGGACAGUUCCUGCCAGCCAUACAUACCUGCCUUAGAACCUGUAAUGUUUGCCUGUUUGUGUUACCACUACACACUUCACGGGACUACCUUGUUUGGCGGCUUGCGACGACCUUGGGGGCCCUGGGGUUAGGAAAGCCGUUGCGAUGUGUGUUCGGCCGCGCGCCGGAUCAGGUCUAGGCGAGCUUGCUUGCAAGGUGACCGUGGCCCGGAAAGAGUACCGGGCGUUUCAAGUAAUUUACACUGCCCCAUGCGGAGUAACGAAGGGAAGGAUUCAUGGCCGCGCCUCCGUGCGAUUGAAUGCAGGAUGACGGGAGGGAGUGAGUGCCGGUUGGGCAGGUGGUGAUUUGUCUCUCUUUUGCCGCCCAUCUUGAGUCGAGGGGCGGCAGAACGGAGGAGGCUUGCUGACUAGACGGGCUCCGAUUUUGAUCAGCGGAGUAUCCACAGCACAAUUUUACCACGUAGUCUUUUCCA
This is a messenger RNA of Thermothelomyces thermophilus ATCC 42464, 4260 nucleotides long. RefSeq names its product SET1-like protein. The coding region runs from base 1 to 3783 and encodes 1260 amino acids. NCBI's taxonomy places the organism in Eukaryota, Fungi, Ascomycota, Sordariomycetes, Sordariales, Chaetomiaceae. Gene Ontology annotation, molecular function: protein binding; histone H3K4 methyltransferase activity; nucleic acid binding. The transcript has 4 exons. The record is from RefSeq and is a predicted model, not a curated record. Gene Ontology annotation, cellular component: Set1C/COMPASS complex.